AUGUUCAAAAAAGACCUCCCCGUCGCUCCCAAGCAAAAGCUCAAAUCCUCCGUCCAGCGCUCCCUCCGCAACUCCCUCCUCGCAACCUACCCCCUCCUGACGCCUUACAUCGACGAGAUCAUGCCCAAGAAGGGCUCCCUCGAGAGCAUGAAGCUGCCCGACCGCAACACGCUCUACGUGCUCGACUCGGUGCCCCUGUUCUACCAGCAGGACGGCUCCGACCUGCUGCCGCACCUCAAGCUCGUGCACCGCUUCCCGCAGGCAUUUCCCAGCAUCCGCAUAGAUCGCGGGGCGAUUCGCUUCGUGCUCUCCGGCGCGACGCUCAUGGCGCCCGGGUUGACGUCCAAGGGGGGCAGACUGCCUGUGGAGGGCGCGAAGCCGUUGGAGGAGGGCAAGGAGAUGGAGCAGGGGAUUGUGGAGGAUGGGCGGUGGAGCAGGGAGUUGGCCAAGGGGGAGCCGGUGGUGAUUAUGGCGGAGGGCAAGGAGGAGGCGUGUGCGGUUGGGAUUUUGGUUGCGGGUACGGAUGAGGUUAAGGCGAAGGGUAAGGGGCCCGUGGUGGAGGAUGCGCAUUUCUUGGGAGAUGGACUGUGGUGUUUGCAUGCGUAG
This is a messenger RNA of Trichoderma breve, 606 nucleotides long. Its product is annotated as PUA domain-containing protein. Gene Ontology annotation, molecular function: RNA binding. The coding region runs from base 1 to 606 and encodes 201 amino acids. Gene Ontology annotation, biological process: formation of translation preinitiation complex. The transcript has 2 exons. NCBI's taxonomy places the organism in Eukaryota, Fungi, Ascomycota, Sordariomycetes, Hypocreales, Hypocreaceae. The record is from RefSeq and is a predicted model, not a curated record.